Molecule: messenger RNA, 1638 nt
Organism: Candidozyma pseudohaemuli
Lineage: Eukaryota; Fungi; Ascomycota; Pichiomycetes; Serinales; Metschnikowiaceae
Exons: 1
Coding region: 1-1638 (545 amino acids)
Biological process (GO): transmembrane transport
Cellular component (GO): membrane
Molecular function (GO): transmembrane transporter activity
Source: RefSeq, a predicted model, not a curated record
AUGUCCAAAUCUACAAACGAAGACCCGCCCAAAGCAAUCGAAAAAAAUGACUUCACCGUCGAAUCCACUCUGGAGUCUGACUUGGAAGAACAAACAGAAAACGAAGGAAACCCGUUUUUGGACCCUUUCAUCGCAAACCACUACCACCAGAUCUACAACGACUGCAACUACGAGUGCCGUGGAUUGUUUGAUCCCCAUUUUACGUGGACCAAGGAGGAGGACAGGAAAGUUAUGAAAAAGGUCGACAGAAGAGCCAUCUUGAGUGCUUGUAUCAUGUUCUUUGCGUUGCAGGUCAACAGAGGCAAUUUGCACGAAGCAGUGGCCGAUAAUCUUUUGCAGGAUUUAAACAUGGACACUAACGACUACAAUUUGGGAAACACGCUCAAUUUGUGUGCCUUUUUGUGUGCUGAGCUUCCGUCUCAGAUCAUCUCUAAAGCACUCGGACCCGAUAUCUUCAUUCCCAUCCAGAUCUGCUGCUGGUGCCUUGUUUCCACUUGCCAGGGCGCCUUGACAAAUAAAACCGGUUUCUUGAUCUGCCGUGUGUUGAUAGGCCUCUUCCAGGGCGGUUUCAUCCCAGAUAUGAUUCUCUGGCUUUCGUACUUCUACAAGUCUGGCGAGUUGCCUAUUAGACUCUGGGGUUUUUGGGCUUCCUUGGCUCUAACGCAAACCAUCACCUCCGUUCUUGCCUAUUUUAUUCUCAGAAUGAGAGGCGUGGCUGGUUUGACCGGGUGGCAGUGGCUUUUCAUCAUUGAAGGUUGCAUCACCUUGCUCAUUGGAAUCUGGUCCUUCUAUCUUAUGGUGCCGUCUGUCGUGCAAACAAAAAACCGAUUCCAUCCUGAAGGCUGGUUUACAGACCGUGAAGAGAAAAUUGUCGUGAACAGAAUCCUCAGAGACGAUCCACUGAAAGGCGGUAUGAACAACAGACAAGCGUUACCAUUUAAGGCCAUCCUCAGAUCCCUCAUGGACUGGAACUUAUGGCCUAUUUUCGUCAUUGGCAUUUUGGGCUACCUCCCCAUGCUGACGGUCCUGCCAUACAUGGUUUUGUCGAUGAAACAGUUGGGAUUCAGCACUCUAGAUGUCAACCUCCUCACCAUCCCACUGCACAUUCUCCAGAUUGUGUUUAUGUACGGCAUCACCUGGGUUUCCGAAAAAUUCAACGAACGCAGCCUCAUGAGUCUUGUUAUGCCGCUUGUGGCGAUUCCGUUUUUGGCAGCUUUGCGUUGGUGGCCUGGAACCAUGGAGGAUGCCUGGGUAACGUGGUUUUUCGUCACCAUGGUGCUUUCCGCUCCGUUGAUCCACGCCAUGUGUGUGGCCUGGGUUUCUCGAAACUCCAACUCCAUCGAAACCCGUUCCGUGUGUUCUGCCUUGUACAACAUGUUUGUUCAAGCUGGCGGGAUCAUCGCUUAUAAUAUCUACCGUGAGGACGAUUUGCCAAAGUACCGCCGAGGUAACCAGCAGCUCUUCUGGAUCCAGUGCGGCUUGAUUCCUGUUUUGUUGCUUACCAAGGUAUUCUAUGUGUGGAAGAACAGAAAGAGAGACGAGGUAUGGGGUGCUAUGUCGAUAGAGGAAAGGCAACGUUACAUUGCAGAGACCAGCGACAAGGGCAACCAGCGGUUGGAUUUUCGGUUUGACCACUAG